This is a messenger RNA of Oppiella nova, 282 nucleotides long. The record is from the annotation of a GenBank genome assembly. Lineage: Eukaryota; Metazoa; Arthropoda; Arachnida; Sarcoptiformes; Oppiidae.
AUGGAUUACACCCAAUUUAAGAACACCAUUUUAUUAAACAUAAUCACGUAUGUGGGACCUUAUUGUAUCGGGAUACUAUUGACGCAGUAUUAUCACAAACACCCGAAUAAGGUUUACACGUGUGGGACGGGUGGAGCACCGGUACUCAACAGCAUACUGUCGUGGAAGGGAUGGCAACCCAUUAUGGGGACAGCGAUAUUGGAGUUCACUAUUCAACGGUCGAUGGGAACGGGUUUAGAGACACUAUGGGAAAGGGAGAUGAGGUGCCGACUAAUAGAUUAA